AUGAUACGAAUUUAUUCGGGCGGAGUUAUUCGAAGGUUGUUCUAUAAAUAUGUGCCAGUGAUAUGGGCGGCGCCGCCGCGCGCGUGGCUGGCGUGCUCGGCCGCCGCGACGCCGCGUCGCCCCCCGCCGCCCCUCGACGAGCCCCACGGCCGCCUGAGGCCCUACUUCUGGCGGCGGGACGGCGAGAGCUUCAGCGCUAAGAGGUUGUCCUCGAACGGGACCCUGGAGGUGUCCCGCAAGCGUGAUGGGGGUGGCGACGGGGUCUACCAGUGCGGGGUGCGCCACCAGUCCGGCAUCGUGCUGGGCAACCCCCUUCAUCUCAAGUUCGCAUUAGCAUUAGACAAGCAUUUAAACAGAAUGGGACUAUCGGAGAACCCUUCUGUAGAUUCUGCGGUGAUGACGAGGAUACAAGGAGGACACGGAAAUCCCGCU
Messenger RNA from Iphiclides podalirius (scarce swallowtail), 432 nucleotides. The record is from the annotation of a GenBank genome assembly. NCBI's taxonomy places the organism in Eukaryota, Metazoa, Arthropoda, Insecta, Lepidoptera, Papilionidae.